Messenger RNA from Malaya genurostris, 533 nucleotides. RefSeq names its product cuticle protein-like. The transcript is spliced from 2 exons. Bases 58 to 429 code for a protein of 123 amino acids. The record is from RefSeq and is a predicted model, not a curated record. Gene Ontology annotation, cellular component: extracellular matrix. NCBI's taxonomy places the organism in Eukaryota, Metazoa, Arthropoda, Insecta, Diptera, Culicidae.
AUAAGAUCAUUCUUUGAAAACCAUCGAACUAGAUUAGCUCUACUAAAUUAACUAGAAAUGGCAAUCAAAUAUUUUACAUUGCUCGCCCUGAUCGGUGCCGCCUGUGCCGUCGUGCUGCCGGUAGCAGUGAAACACGUCGAGUAUGCCGAUGGUCCUGCUGAGUAUCACUUUGCGUACUCCGUGCAUGAUGAUCAUACCGGAGACAUCAAGAGCCAGCAGGAAGAACGUCACGGGGACAACGUCGUUGGCCAGUACACUCUGAUUGAUGCCGAUGGCUUCCGUCGCGUCGUGGACUACACCGCCGAUGAGCACAACGGAUUCAACGCCGUGGUCCGCCGAGAACCGCUGGCGCAGAAACUGGUCAAGACCGUUGUUCCAGUUACCAAGGUCAUUGCUCCGAUUGCCAAGAUUGCUUACUAUCACCAUUAAGGGAACGAGGCUGAACAUCUGAAAUGAUUCAAUGAUCGUCAUCAUCAUCAAGCUGUAUAGUACUAAUUGUUGCCAUAGAAUAAUAUAAUUUAUUUCAAACCUAA